Molecule: messenger RNA, 1602 nt
Organism: Penicillium taxi
Lineage: Eukaryota; Fungi; Ascomycota; Eurotiomycetes; Eurotiales; Aspergillaceae
Product: WDR46/Utp7 family protein
Exons: 2
Coding region: 1-1602 (533 amino acids)
Biological process (GO): maturation of SSU-rRNA from tricistronic rRNA transcript (SSU-rRNA, 5.8S rRNA, LSU-rRNA)
Cellular component (GO): 90S preribosome; small-subunit processome; nucleolus
Molecular function (GO): protein binding
Source: RefSeq, a predicted model, not a curated record
AUGGCGGAUUCAUCUAGUAAGGCUGUUAUGACGGCCGAUGACCGUGAAGCGAAACGUCGACUCGCAGAAGCCCAAAAAACCUACGGACGUGGUAGACCGGUUUCGACAAAAAAUAUCCGCAACAAGAAGCUCAAGGGCAACCUGAAGGCGCAGGAAUUCCGACACAAACAAGCAGUUUUGCAAGCUAAGGAUGCAGAAAUCCUACUUGAGCAUGAAGCAGGAUUCCUUGAGCCCGAAAAUGAGCUGGAAAAGACAUACAAGGUCCGACAGGCUGAGAUCCAGGAAAGCGUCGGAUUGGAGACGGCGAAGAAAGGCUUCGAGUUGCGGCUCAACGACUUUGGUCCCUACCGCGCAGACUAUACCCGGAACGGUCGAAAUCUCUUGCUAGCGGGGCGGAAGGGUCAUGUUGCGACGAUGGACUGGCGCGAUGGCAAACUAGGCUGUGAGCUACAGCUGGGUGAGACUGUGAGAGACGCGCGAUGGUUGCACAAUAGCCAAUUCUUUGCGGUUGCUCAGAAGAAAUAUGUCUAUAUCUACGACCACAAUGGUGUUGAGCUGCAUUGCCUGUCUAGGCAUCUGGAGCCGCUCUAUCUUGAAUUUUUGCCAUAUCAUUUCCUGCUUGCCAGUGUUCAAAUGAGUGGCCACCUCAAAUACACCGAUACAUCAACCGGUCAAAUGGUUGCAGAGUUGCCUACUCGCCUAGGUGCCCCGACCGCUCUCUCCCAAAAUCCCCAUAAUGCCAUCCUUCACGUUGGACACCAAAACGGAACCGUGACACUGUGGUCGCCCAACUCUCAGACCGCACUUGUCAAGGCCCUUGUUCACCGUGGGCCUGUUCGGUCUAUGGCUAUCGACCGCCUGGGUCGCUAUAUGGUCUCAACAGGCCAAGAUCAGAAAAUGAGCAUCUGGGAUAUCCGCAUGUUUAAGGAGGUACAUUCAUACUCUUGCUACCAACCCGGUGCAUCUGUCUCGAUCAGUGACCGUGGCCUCACGGCUGUUGGCUGGGGUACACAAGUGAGCGUUUGGCGAGGUCUCUUCGACGCAGCCCAGGCCGAUCAAGGCAAGGUGAACAGUCCUUAUAUGGCCUGGGGUGGUGAUGGGCAACGUAUCGAGAACCUCCGUUGGUGCCCGUAUGAAGAUUUGCUUGGUGUCGCGCAUGACCAAGGCUUCGCCAGCUUGAUUGUCCCAGGUGCUGGUGAACCUAACUUCGACUCAUUGGAAGCCAACCCCUACGAGAACGUCAAGCAGCGCCAGGAGGCCGAGGUGCACUCUCUGCUUACCAAGCUUCAGCCGGAUAUGAUCUCGCUCGAUCCCCACGUCAUCGGAAAGCUCGACACCAUCAACGACAAGAAGGUGCAGGAGGCGCGCAACCCCGACCACCGGCCCGAGGACCAUAUGGAGAAGCUCAAGAACCGUGGUCGUGGACGCAACAGUGCUUUGCGCAAGUACCUUCGCAAGAGAGGCCGUACCAACGUCAUCGACGAGAAGCGCCUCAAGGUCGAAGCUUUGCGCAAGGAGCAUGCUGCUCGUGCCAAGGACAAGAAUCAACAAGAACGCGAGGACUUGGGUCCUGCUUUGUCUCGAUUCGCCAGAAAAGCUUGA